AUGUACGGCCACCUCCUACCCUUCUUGAGUCAGAAGCCGCUAAGCGUCAAUGCUGGGUUUCCUCAGUCUUGGUCAGAGCAGCUCCCUGUGCCUGUGGCGGGCGAUCGAUCAUUUGCCAUGGCCGUGGAGCGGAGCGUCCGAUUUGCACUGGUGCUCUCCGGCCUGGAGCCCACGGAAGCCAGCUGGUGGAGCAGCGUUGGCCUGCGUCGGGCCCUUGUGGAGUGCAUGCAGGAGGCUCUCAUGGUGCAGGGCCUCAGGCCCCCCGCGCCCGCGGAGUUUGCGCUGCUACGCGUGGGCGUGUCCUCAUUGGCUCGCUCUGCUGCACGAAGCAAACCUCGGCAAGAGGAGGUCAAGGGCGUCAUCGAGCAGGCUGACAGAAAAGCCCUUGCUUUGGAGCAUGCGCAGCGGAACGCCCGUUCCGUGCAACCUCCACAGCUUUGGGAUGACCUUUGGAGCGCAGCCUCCAGACAAGAUUGCCACUUCGGAGGUUUUGGCCGCAUGCUGUCGCAGGACGUCGAAGCCUUGAAGGGUGAGGCAAUCUGUUCCAAAGCAUCAUUAUAG
Molecule: messenger RNA, 561 nt
Organism: Symbiodinium pilosum
Lineage: Eukaryota; Dinophyceae; Suessiales; Symbiodiniaceae
Source: the annotation of a GenBank genome assembly